AUGUCUACUUCCGUCCCCACCAAGAACGACAUUCUGGUCCCUGAGACCCUCCUGAAGAAGCGCAAGUCUCAGGAGAAGGCCCGCGCUGAGCGCCAGGCUGAGAUCGAGAAGAAGAAGGCUGCCAACAAGGAGAAGCGUGGCGUCAUCUUCAAGCGCGCCGAGACCUACGUCAAGGAGUACCGCGACGUCGAGCGUGAGAAGGUCCGCCUUCACCGCGCCGCCAAGCAGGAUGGCUCUUUCCACAUCCCCGCUGAGGGCAAGCUCAUCUUCUUGAUCCGCAUCAAGGGUAUCAACAAGAUCGCCCCCAAGCCCCGCAAGAUCCUCCAGCUCCUCCGUCUUCUCCAGAUCAACAACGGUGUCUUCAUCCGCGUCACCAAGGCCACCGCUGAGAUGAUCAAGAUCGUCGAGCCCUGGGUUGCCUACGGCUACCCCAACCUCAAGUCCGUCAAGGAGCUCAUCUACAAGCGCGGAUACGGCAAGGUCAACAAGCAGCGCGUCGCUCUUACCGACAACUCCAUCAUUGAGGAGAACCUUGGCAAGUACGGCAUCAUCUGCAUGGAGGAUCUCAUCCACGAGAUCUACACCGUCGGCCCCAACUUCAAGCAGGCCUCCAACUUCCUCUGGCCCUUCAAGCUCUCCAACCCCACUGGUGGCUUCCGCACUCGCAAGUUCAAGCACUUCAUCGAGGGUGGUGAUCUUGGCAACCGUGAGGAGCACAUCAACGCUCUCAUCCGCCAGAUGAACUAA
This is a messenger RNA of Sordaria macrospora k-hell, 747 nucleotides long. The record is from RefSeq and is a predicted model, not a curated record. Lineage: Eukaryota; Fungi; Ascomycota; Sordariomycetes; Sordariales; Sordariaceae.